Messenger RNA from Sebastes umbrosus (honeycomb rockfish), 818 nucleotides. It is a transcript of the gene myl7, whose product is annotated as myosin, light chain 7, regulatory. Lineage: Eukaryota; Metazoa; Chordata; Actinopteri; Perciformes; Sebastidae. Gene Ontology annotation, molecular function: calcium ion binding. Gene Ontology annotation, cellular component: myofibril; cytoplasm. The coding region runs from base 103 to 621 and encodes 172 amino acids. The transcript has 7 exons. Gene Ontology annotation, biological process: heart contraction; cardiac muscle tissue development. The record is from RefSeq and is a predicted model, not a curated record.
CACCACAGGCUAUUAUAGGAGGGCAGAAGAUAAGACAGGCCGUACAUAAACCCACCCCAGCAUCACACCUCGGCUGGGAGUUCAUCAUACCAUCAUUCAGACAUGGCGAGUAAGAAGGCGUCCAAUAAAAGACAGAGGGGAGCACAGAAGUCUUGCUCCAAUGUCUUCUCCAUGUUUGAGCAGUCCCAGAUACAGGAGUUCAAAGAGGCUUUUGGUUGCAUUGACCAAGACAGAGACGGUGUUAUCAAAAAACAGGACCUGAAGCAGACCUAUGGACAGCUGGGGAAGCUUAACGUGAACGAUGAGGAGCUGGAUGAGAUGUUGAACGAGGGGAAGGGUCCCAUCAACUUCACCGUCUUCCUGACUCUUUUUGGGGAGAAACUCAACGGCACCGAUCCUGAAGACACCAUACUCGCUGCCUUCAAACUUUUUGACCCCAAUGGGACGGGCUUUGUUAACAAGGAUGAGUUUAAACGGUUACUGAUGAACCAGGCUGAUAAAUUCACAGCAGAGGAGGUGGAUCAGGCCUUCCUUCUCGCUCCCAUCGACCCGACUGGCAACAUCGACUACAAGUCGCUCUGCUACACCAUCACGCACGGAGACGAGAAGGAGGAAUCCUAACCAGGACUGUAGUCAGGUCACAUCAGGUCAUCUAAACAUGCAGAUAACUGUUUUUAAACUGGCUGGUUCUCAUUCAGAAACAUUAAUGAUUGGUGGAAUAAUGUUGUAAUAUCUGAUUCAUUCAAUCUCAGCUGUCUAACUGGUGUGUUUUUUCAUUUGUUUGUAUGCUAUUGAGAAUAAAGUUUACCUCAAAUGCU